CGCCUGCUCCGCAGAGGACGCCGCCGCGAUGUCCGAGACCGCUCCCGCCGCCGCUCCCGAUGCGCCCGCGCCCAGCGCCAAGGCCGCCGGCAAGAAGCCGAAGAAGGCGGCGGGCGGCUCCAAGGCGCGCAAGCCCGCGGGCCCCAGCGUCACCGAGCUGAUCACCAAGGCCGUGGCCGCCUCCAAGGAGCGCAAGGGGCUCUCCCUCGCCGCGCUCAAGAAGGCGCUGGCCGCCGGCGGCUACGACGUGGAGAAGAACAACAGCCGCAUCAAGCUGGGGCUCAAGAGCCUCGUCGGCAAGGGCACCCUGGUGCAGACCAAGGGCACCGGCGCCUCCGGCUCCUUCCGCCUCAGCAAGAAGCCCGGCGAGGUGAAGGAGAAGGCGCCCAAGAAGCGGGCGGCCGCGGCCAAGCCCAAGAAGCCGGCGGCCAAGAAGCCCGCCAGCGCCGCCAAGAAGCCCAAGAAGGCGGCGGUGAAGAAGAGCCCCAAGAAAGCCAAGAAGCCGGCGGCCGCUGCCACCAAGAAAGCAGCCAAGAGCCCCAAGAAGACCGCCAAGGCUGGCCGCCCCAAGAAGGCAGCAAAGAGCCCGGCUAAAGCAAAGGCGGUGAAGCCUAAAGCUGCCAAGCCCAAGGCAGCCAAGCCGAAAGCAGCCAAGGCAAAGAAGGCGGCGCCCAAGAAGAAGUAAAUUAUCCUCGAAGAGUCCUGCUGUACAUAUUUUGUUAUCCAACGGCUCUUUUAAGAGCCACCCACACUUUCCCUAAAGGAGCUGAGGCACCGAGGUCGUCAGUCACCUGCAGCAAGGAUCCAGAAAUUCGUAAGUCGUCAGAGGUCAAUUGUCUUUUUCCCCUGCGAUUUCUGAAGCGAACCCUAACGAGCACGGUAUAGCGCGGCGGCUUUAGGGAAGUGUAGACUUUUGCAUCUUUUGCCGAGUAAUUGUUUUGACUGCCAUGACGAAAUGUUUUAUAAUGAUUUGAUAAAAAUCGGAUGUAACUUUUUUUAAGUAUAUAUUUUGUAACAAAAGUAAUGGAUUUGCCAGGCACGCUACUACUGAGCCAUGUCUAAUGUAUUGUAUUAUUUCUUAAGGUGCCUCCUUAAAUGCUUUGUGUACUACGGGGGGAGGAGGGGAGGCUUUUCUUACCACCCCGAAAACAGCCCUGAGCUCUCCAAUUCCUUUUGUCCUCUUUGAGAAAGAAAAGAAGCUUUAGGUAUUGGAAAAGCCCGCCCUGACCAAGGAUUGGCCAGCGCCGAGCCCAGCCCGCUGCCCCCUUCCCCCUCCCCGCGCGCUUCCCCGGAGAAGAUCGCGGCUGGUGCGGCGGCUGCUGCCGCCCGUAAGGAAGGAAAACGCGGAAGGGGGACGGAGGCGGGACUUAACACCGAAAUGGGUUGUUCUCGCUUUCUGCGGUUUGAGAAUUAAACGUAUUCUGUCUCGUCCCUGGAGGAGCUUGUUUCAUUAUGGCACGACUUUGUUAACAAAAACAUGGAAAGCGUUGCUACUAUGGCCCAAACAAAAAUACCGAUAAUAAACAUAUGAAAAAAAAA
Molecule: messenger RNA, 1539 nt
Organism: Anas platyrhynchos (mallard)
Lineage: Eukaryota; Metazoa; Chordata; Aves; Anseriformes; Anatidae
Product: histone H1.01
Biological process (GO): nucleosome assembly
Cellular component (GO): nucleosome
Molecular function (GO): DNA binding; structural constituent of chromatin
Source: RefSeq, a predicted model, not a curated record